AUGUCCGACAUUUCCAGCUUGCACUCCCGAGAGAAGAAGGAGCCCACGAGGCAAGUGGUUACACUGGAGGAAGCGUUGGACAACCUCCACAAGCUCCAACAGGCGCAGUCGCAGCAGAUUAGCCAGUUGGUUGGUUUGGUGCAGACGUUGGGAGAGAUGCAAGCAGCGGCUUUGACACGAGCUGCUGAGACAAGCAGCGGAAUGGCAGCAGCAGCGUCCUCAACGGGCCCAGAACCUAUGGAAGUGGACAAGGACACUGGUGGAGUCAGUCUGCGAGAUUUCUUCACUUGCUGCGUCAGUCUUUGGGUGAUUUCCAACGAGCUUGAGACAUCGUUCGACAAGCUGAACAGGAAGCAUGUGGUGCGGCCCUUGGACGUCUACAGAGCAGUAGAGUCCGAGCUCUUGAAGGCGGAUAGAAAUCUUAGUGGCUACAGCAGUCUUCGUUUGACAGAACCUGACAAGAUGAUGCUUCACUUGAAGUGCAUGCCCGAGUCCUGCAAGCAUUACGUUUUGUUGCAUGGAAAGAGCGACACGCUGAAUGAGAUCCUGGAGAGCAUCAAGUUUUACGACUCUCAUCUGCGUGUGAUCGAGCAUGACAAGUUUUGCAACUUCCGCGUGACGUUUUUCCCGAAGAACAUGGUUUUCCUGAAGAGCAUGGUUUUCCCGAAGAACAUGGUUUUCCUGAAGAGCAUGGUUUUCCCGAAGGGCAUGGUUUUUCUGAAGAACAUGGUUGUCUCCAGCAUGGCGAAGAAGUUUUUCUUGAGCGGCAUGAUUGUCUUGAUGUUUUGCAUGGGCUUGAACGACACGAAGAACACGGGGAUGAUCAUGGUUGGUUUUGCGCUUUGCAUGGACCCAAACAGUGGAGCAAGCAUUCACUUGAUUGCGCAGCGGCUGCUUGAUAGUGGCCACGUCGCCGUGGUCGCUGAGGAUGAGUACCAGGAGGAGAACCACGGGGACCACCAGAAGGCCUCCGAGGACCAGGACGAGAAGAACGUGCCCCAGAAGGCCUCGGAGAAGCAGGAAGCGGACAGCAGCGAGCCCCAGAAGGUUUCGGAUGUCUGCGACGUGAGCUCAGAGGAGCCAGCUGCGAAGGCCUGGAGCGUGGUGAGCGAGGGCGAGAUCCACGAUGUGGAGAUGGCCAGGCUGGAGGAUCUGAGAACACAGGUCGCAGCUGCGGCCGAGAUCGCGGUGGAGGGCGUGGAGCGCAUGGCGAGGAGUUUCGAAGCCUGGAAGGCGGACCCCAAGCCGAAGCCAGCUACGAAAGCCAUGCCAAAGGUCUUGAGACCCACAGUCAAGGCGAUGCCGAAGAAGAGACCACAAGUGAAGGCAAUGCCGGCAAAGACCUGGAAGGGCAGCGUGAAGCGAGGAAGCAAGCAGAAGAAGGAGCAAGCCACGAGCAGCUCGUCGACGGUGCACCUGGUGGCAAGGACGGAGCGCUCAACGAGAUGCCCUGCACCGCCACCGCCGGAGCCGAUCAGGGAAGAGCUGUGGAAUCCGCCUCCACCUCCGCCUGUUCCCAGCCGAAGGCCCGAGAACAGGACCAUCCGGAGAGACAGUGAGACGGAUGGAAUCCUUGUUGGCCUCCCUGUGGGGUAUUUCCACUCGACAUAUGAAGCCUAUGGCAUCCGGAAGCCGAGUCUGGUUCCCCCGGACUUGAGGAAGAUUCUGGAUGAUGGAAUGGAGUCCCAACAACAGCCUUUGAGUGCAGAAGCUAGUGCGAAGUAUAGGAGCGCAGUCGGCAAGGUCGCCUGGGGCGCCCAGACACGGAUUGACUUGACGUACUUCAUCAGUGUGUUGAGCAGGGGCCAGUCGCAGCCCCUAGCUGUCCAUGAGAUGUGCCUGCGAGCGUUCUUGAGGUACUUGAUGUCGGUUGAGCACCAUGAGCAGCUUCUCAGUUGUGAUGGAGACGCUGGGACCAUCGUUGUGUACGUUGAUAGCAACUGGGCGUCUGAGAGAAAUAACUCUCGGCGGUCGUUGUCUGGAGGCGUGUUGUUUCUCGACGGGGCCCCGGUGAAGGCUUACACCAGGCAGCAGACUUCAAUUGCGCUGUCCAGCGCGGAAGCGGAGUUAACCGCUAUCUGCGAGGGAAUGAAAGAGGCCUUGGGAUUGUGCGUCAUGGUGAGACACGUCUUUGGGAAAGAUGUUGAAACGCCGGUUGUUCGCUCGGACUCACAGGCAGCCAUUAACAUCAGUUCUAUGUUCGGACUCCUCAGGAGAGUCAGGCAUAUAGACAUCAGGUUGUGCUGGGUACAAGAAGCGCUGCGUGAGGGCCGCGCUAAGCUUGAGUGGGUGUCUGGCUUGGAGAAUGUCUCAGACAUUUUUACAAAGAGUACGAUCCAAAAGGUCAGUUACGAGAGACACCUGAACAUGUUGGGAAUCGUUGAGCGACUUCCGCCAGCCACCAUGGGUUUGUUGGCGUUGGAGGACUGGGAUUGCGCCCAGUUGUGCCGCAUGCUCGGGAAGAGCCCUGAUCUUCCAGUUCUCUUGGAGCUGGAACAGAACUUGAGUGCGGUGAGUGCGGAAGCUCAUUGGUUGAUUGUCGAGUUUUGUACGAGUGAAAACUCGAAUCUUGGCAUUGCAGCGCUUGAGCUUGGAAGCGUGAAGUUGGUUAGAAUCACGGAGCGUGAGAACGGAGUGUUGGAUGAGACGAUUGCCAUUGUGAGAACACACGUUGAGCGCUUGUGUCGGUUGGGCGUAAACGUGUUGAUUUGGUCAUCCACACCGUGCACUGGUGGAUGUCUUUGGCAGUUUACGCAUUUGGAGCGGCCUGGGCAUGGAGAUUACUUGAAGAAAGUUUGGGGCGUACAGAGAAAGUUGUGGAAGAACUUUGAGGUUAUCUGCAAGCCGGUUGAAGACAUGCCUGUGGGAUGUUUGAAUCCGUUCGUUGCGAUCGAGUGGCCGAAGACCUGUCAGUACUGGCAUUGGAGGACCACCAAGAAGUUUGGAUUCGACCACCACAGGACCAUCCCCACAGUGCCGAUUUCGACCUUAAGAGCACUCAACACUAUCCGCUUGACUUGUGCAGACGAUUGGUUGCGUGCUUGCCAUGAGCUCUCGCCCGCACCCUCAGCCGCUUUGCCGAGAGGGGGUGUUGUUCUUUUCGUUUUCUUAAUUUCCUGCGAAGCAAUGAGUGAGACUGACUACACAGUGGAGAUCCUCCUCUUCGGAGUCUUCCUUACUGUGAGCAUCCUUGUGAAUGUUGCAGUCCACAUGUGUUGCCGCUGUUGUAACUGUUACUAUGAUGGGAAGAACCGUGAUGGUCACCUCGUCAACAGUAGCAGUCACGCGAGUGCUUCAGACAAGAGCCCGAGCAAACCGCGGACAGUUGCCUUUGAAAUUCCGAAUGUGUACUUCAUUGCAAAGAGUGAAGUGGCCCACGUGGAUGAGUCUUGUGGACAUCUGCGUUUUCGGGACAAGAAGACAUACGUGGUCUGCCGGGAUUGCCAACGCAAACUUCGUACGCUCGCCUCCAAGAGGGGGUAA
Molecule: messenger RNA, 3483 nt
Organism: Symbiodinium natans
Lineage: Eukaryota; Dinophyceae; Suessiales; Symbiodiniaceae
Source: the annotation of a GenBank genome assembly